Anopheles nili is the source of this 3255-nucleotide messenger RNA. RefSeq lists its product as uncharacterized. NCBI's taxonomy places the organism in Eukaryota, Metazoa, Arthropoda, Insecta, Diptera, Culicidae. The record is from RefSeq and is a predicted model, not a curated record. Gene Ontology annotation, biological process: iron ion transport. The transcript is spliced from 5 exons. Gene Ontology annotation, cellular component: plasma membrane. Gene Ontology annotation, molecular function: oxidoreductase activity; copper ion binding. The coding region runs from base 1 to 3027 and encodes 1008 amino acids.
AUGCCUACAGCUAAACAUCGACACCGAGUGCCAGCCAUGCUCUUAGUAACCGGCGCCUUUAUCGUCCUCAUGGCAUUGCUGGUCCAAACCGGCCACACACAAACCUCCAUACCAGAUUGUGACCCGAGCAAAUGCCAACCACUGACAAACAUCUCGGAGGGGUCCUUAGAGCCUGGACAAAGGAUUCGCCGCGAAUUGGACCUGUGCUGUGAGACCCUCAGGCUGUACUGUGAUAUCAGCGCGUGUCCUCCGGUGGUGGAGUUCUGCGAUGUGGAGCGUACCAUUCGUCCUAGAACCGUGGCCGGUAGUUGCUGUACUCUGCAGCGUUGUGAUAACUUCUGCGAGGUGUACACCGAGGACGAGUUCACGACACGAUCCGUCGGCGAGAAGUGGUUCAACAUGGUGAACGAGACGACCUGCAUGAAUUACGAAUGCCUGCGGAACGAGCACAACGAAACGUUCAUCAACUCGAUCGGUAUACAGUGUAACACGACCUGUCCGAAGGGUUUCGAGGCGCAGCUGUCCCAUCAACACUGCUGCCCGCAGUGUGUCCAGGCACAGUGCAAAUUCGACGAGCAGUUCUACCGCGAAGGCCAAUCGUGGGAAAGUCCAGACGGCUGUCUUUUGUAUCGGUGCGCGAAGGAUAACGACUUCCUAGCGAUCAGCUCCAGGCGCAAGCAGUGUCCACCGUUGGACAGUAACUGUCCCGCCCACAGGGUGAUCGAGCGCGAUUGUUGCAAGGAGUGCAACACCACGGAAACGGAUGAGUUGUCGGAGCUAUCCACUUCAACGACAGUGUUGCCAGACGAGAAUGUGGAUUUCUACGAGGAGCAGAGCUACAGCAACCACCCUUGCAAGCGCGUGUGCACGUUGGGACGCAAACCGGAAACAUGCCACUAUCGCUUCCGGCUCGAAUGGUACCGGACGCUCUCGAAGGCGUGCUACAAUUGCCCGUACAAUGCCACUGACUGUGCGCGACCGCACUGUAUCGCCGGAGAUGGCGUACGUCGGAAUGUGGCCGUCAUUAACCGUAUGAUGCCUGGACCAGCCAUCGAGGUGUGCGAGAACGACAUUAUCGUGGUGGACGUCGAGAACCACCUGAUGGGUGAUAGCACAACCAUCCACUGGCACGGACUGCACCAACGUCGGACACCGUACAUGGAUGGAGUGCCACAUGUGACGCAGUGUCCGAUCAGCCCGGGAACUACCUUCCGGUACACAUUUCGAGCGGAUAACCCAGGGACGCAUUUUUGGCACUCGCACACGGGCAUGCAACGUGGGGAUGGUGCGUUUGGGGCGCUCAUCAUCCGCAAGGACAACGAUAUCCACGAGCUGCUGUACGAUCACGAUCUGUCUGAGCACGUCCUGACGGUGCAGGAUUGGGCGCACGAGCAAGGCGUGUCGCUGUUCGCUUCCCAUCACCACUCGACUGGGGACAACAAGCCUCCGAACCUGCUGAUCAACGGGCGUGGCAAGUACUUCGCAAGGACUGCCAAAAUUCCGACGAUCACACCCAUCUCCGUCACCGUUCCUACUUCAACGGAUAAGAGUGCACUUGGGGAGGAUUUCGGCGAUACAACUCUGCUGGUUGACGAAGAACUAACCACGACAGAGCCUGUCGAUGGUGCCCUUCUUCUAGACGAUUCGGAACUUCUGCAAGCCAGUAGCGAUCACAAGCUGAAGUCAGUACUUCGCCCGGCAGAUGUGCGGCAUCGCACCAAACGGCAGUCACGAACGGUCAACUUCAACGCGGUGAUCUCACCCGAAUCACAGCACAUCCCUCUUGCGGUGUUCCACGUCGACCGAGGACGCCGGUACCGGUUCCGGUUGAUCAACGCCGAGUUCCUAAACUGUCCGGUAGAGCUGUCGAUCGAGAACCACAACCUGACGGUGAUCGCAUCGGACGGAUUCGGUGUACAACCGCUCGAGGACCUCGGGUCAUUCGUGAGCUACGCCGGUGAGCGGUUCGACUUUGUGGUGAAAGCCAACCAGCCGGUGGGCAACUACCUGAUGCGAUUCCGCGGAUUGAUGGACUGCGACGAGCGGUUCACGUCCGCGUAUCAGUUCGCGGUGUUACGCUACCGAGGCGCUCCGGAAACGGUGGAGUACGAGUCCUGGCCGUCGUACGACUACGACGCACCUGGUCCGCAGCUAAACUCGCUGAAUCGUGGGCCUGGUGCCGAAGACGUCAUCACGAUCGCUGAGACGAACGCGCUUGACCAGGAGGAUCUGCUGUUGCUACGCAACGAGACGGACUACAAGUUCUACGUGUACUACGAUUUCUACGGCAAGGACAAUCCGCAUUUCCACGUACCGGAGUUGUACGGGUUUGGGCAGGUCGUGAACAACACGAAUCGGCUGUAUACGCCCCAGCUGAACCACAUCUCGAUGCGAAUGCCUCCGGUGCCGUUUCUGCCCGGUCGGGAUGCGCUGGAUGAGAGUCAGUUUUGCAAUGAAACGAGCCUGCGUGACCGGAACUGCUCCGGUGGAGAGUUUUGCGAGUGUAGCCACGUGAUCCAGAUACCGCUGCAUGCGACCGUCGAGAUGAUAAUGGUUGAUGAAGGCUUCACGUUCGACGCCAACCAUCCGUUUCAUCUGCACGGGCACGCUUUUCGCGUUGUCGGGAUGGAUCGCGUUAGUGGCAACAUUACGAUUGCGGACAUCCGGCGUAUGGACGAGGAGGGUCGGUUGCCGCGACGACUUAAGAGAGCUCCGAUUAAGGACACAGUCACCAUCCCUGACGGGGGAUAUACAAUCAUCCGGUUCAUCGCCAAUAACCCUGGUUACUGGCUUUUCCACUGCCACAUUGAAUUCCACGCCGAAAUCGGGAUGUCGCUGGUGCUGAAGGUGGGUGAUAAUGCGGAGAUGGUACCGGUACCGGCCAACUUUCCCACCUGCUCCAACUUCCAGCCCAAACUUGGCCAGCUCGGUGAAAGUGCUGCCGCAGGAUCUGGUCCUUCAGCUGCCAUUCUGGCCAUCCUGAUGGCGGUUACGGUGUUGGGUAUUGGGUGGCGACGCCUUCCGUAAACCGCAGAAGUAGACCGGAUGUGUUUGUGAUAUUAGCCGCGUAGUAUUAUUGUGCCGCCGCUAUUCGGUGCCGUUAAGUUAUGACUCAGUUUCCUACCACGUAAGAUGAAGUUAGUGAGCUAAGGUGAAAGCAAAAAGUAACAAAAAAACAAGAACCACUGUCGUACAAAGUCUCGUACAGCCCCAAGUGCUCUUAGAAAAACGGGAAUCGAGUAAAUAAAGCCGCCA